AAAGAUUACAACAGCAACGAUCGAGUUUGUUGCGCCGCAUGAUUAAAUCCACAGACAGCCGAUUGAAACCCGCAGACCAGUCCAAAGCAAAACCCAAGAAAAAGCAUGACGAUGCACCGAAAAUUAUGGAAAGGCCACAGGGAAGUUCGGCGAUGUUCUUCCAAUACAAUACACAGCUGGGUCCUCCUUACCAUAUACUAGUCGAUACGAAUUUUGUCAAUUUCAGCAUUAAAAACAAACUGGACAUUAUUAAAACCAUGAUGGACUGUUUGUAUGCAAAAUGUAUCCCAUACAUCACGGAUUGCGUGGUGGCAGAAUUGGAAAAAUUAGGCCAAAAGUACAAACUGGCUCUCAGAAUAAUAAAGGAUCCUCGAUUUGAGCGACUCCACUGUAUGCAUCGGGGUACAUAUGCCGAUGAUUGUCUUGUACAGCGUGUCACUCAACACAAGUGCUACAUUGUGGCCACUAAUGAUAAGGAUUUAAAGCGUCGCAUUCGUAAAAUACCUGGUGUUCCAAUAAUGAACGUUGCGCUCAAUCGGUUCGUCAUCGAAAGAAUGCCAGACGCAUUCGAACCCAUGUCGAAGAAAUGA
Molecule: messenger RNA, 590 nt
Organism: Anopheles nili
Lineage: Eukaryota; Metazoa; Arthropoda; Insecta; Diptera; Culicidae
Gene: Bka
Product: rRNA-processing protein FCF1 homolog
Exons: 1
Coding region: 39-590 (183 amino acids)
Cellular component (GO): small-subunit processome; nucleolus
Source: RefSeq, a predicted model, not a curated record